AUGGAGAAGCAUUCUUCCAUAUUCUACGCCAUCCCGUCGCUCCCAUCAUCGGACUGGGAGUCACAACAUUACCAUGAUUCCUUACGCCUUUCUGAGAGAUUUUUGUAUUUUGAUUUGCCGGAGCUGUGUUAUCUUGUCGCCAAAUCAACGAAGCGGGAGACCUGUGAUAUAUCACGACUGGUGAAAAUUGCCGAGAGUCAUUCCUACCGUAUGCUGGAAGUAACAUUUCUUGAUGGCCUUAAGGUCAUUGUACGACUACCGUAUCCAUGCACGACCCCUCGCAAGUAUGGUGUUGCUAGCGAGGUUGCCACCAUGGAGUUUCUGCGUGAUUAUGAUGUCCCUAUUCCAAAGAUUCUCGCUUGGAGCUCGUCAAACAAUUUAGUUGGCUCAGAGUUCAUUCUUAUGGAGGGGGUGUCUGGAAAGUUAUUGUCGGAGACAUGGUAUGUCAUGACAGACGAAGAAAAGCGAGGGAUCAUUAAGAAGGUUGUAGAUAUUGAAAGCACUCUGUUCAAAAUAAGGCUUCCCGCUCAUGGUAGCUUGUAUCUGCAAGGUUACCUGGAUCGUGGUGUUCGGACUGUUGAUAUACCCAACGAUCAUGGCUCCAACAACCCAGCCAGGUUUUGUAUUGGACCCUCCACUGAACAACCUUGGUGGCAUCAGAAGAGAGAUGAGCUUCCUGUUAAUCGCGGUCCCUGGAGGACUGCCGAAGAGGUGCUGAAAUCAGCUGGCGACCGUGAGAAGUUAUGGCUACAAAGGUUUGGCAAGAUGCGGUACCCGAAGGGGGCAUUAUACAGAGAGCCAUACGAUGGCGAAAGGGUAGAUCCACGGGUUCAAAUCGAGCAUCUAUCCGAUUACAUGAAACUUGCUCCGUAUCUGGUACCCAAAGAAGAAGAGCUGAAUAUGCCCACUAUUCGUCAUCCUGGUCUCUCACCAAGCAACAUAUUUGUUUCCGAAUCUGGUGAAAUCACUGGAAUUAUCGACUGGCAACAUACCACUAUUCUGCCAAAGUUCCUGCAAGCUAAACCCUCUAAGUGUUUGCAGAACGAUACCUCAGAAAAAUUUCGGCGUUUAGACUUUGCAAAAGACGCCUUGUAUGUAGGGAGUACUGAGACGCAAAAAGAGGCAGAGCGAUGUCAGCAGCGUGAAGGUUUCCAUCUUGACCCUACGAACAUAGACGAGCUUGACAGCGCCCACUUCAGCACAACAGAGAAGCGGAGUCUCUGUCUGCCAAAGCAGAUUUAUGACAUUGCUAGUCGACCAUGGGAAGGUGAUAUAACAUCACUUCAGGCCCACUUGAUCAAGGCAUUGGCAGAGUGGUCUGCAAUUGCCUCGCCAGAAGAUGAACCUCCAAUCCGCUACUCUGAGGAGGAAAUCAAGGAAUGUCUCGACGGGCACGCGAAGCAGAAAAGGGCCGGCAAGCGGGCACAACUUGUAAGGGACUUCAUUGGAUGUGAUGUCGAUGGACUGGUGCGUACCGAAGAUUAUCAAAACGCUUUACGAAGGGCUCGAAUGGCCAAGAAGAUCCUGAUGGAAGGCAGUACCGGCAACGAAAGGAAGAAGCAGUUUCGUAAACUGUGGCCUUAUAGGACCAUAAAUCGAAGUUGA
Molecule: messenger RNA, 1605 nt
Organism: Glarea lozoyensis ATCC 20868
Lineage: Eukaryota; Fungi; Ascomycota; Leotiomycetes; Helotiales; Helotiaceae
Product: Protein kinase-like (PK-like)
Exons: 3
Coding region: 1-1605 (534 amino acids)
Cellular component (GO): mitochondrion
Source: RefSeq, a predicted model, not a curated record